Messenger RNA from Nilaparvata lugens (brown planthopper), 1565 nucleotides. It is a transcript of the gene Ak2, whose product is annotated as adenylate kinase. Gene Ontology annotation, cellular component: mitochondrion; cytoplasm. Gene Ontology annotation, molecular function: ATP binding; AMP kinase activity. NCBI's taxonomy places the organism in Eukaryota, Metazoa, Arthropoda, Insecta, Hemiptera, Delphacidae. The record is from RefSeq and is a predicted model, not a curated record. The coding region runs from base 425 to 1144 and encodes 239 amino acids. Gene Ontology annotation, biological process: ADP biosynthetic process. The transcript has 6 exons.
UCUCGGAGAUGGAAUAGGCCUAAUAGAGUAAUAGGUAAACUUAAUCCUCUGCUCUUAAUCAGAAACGCUCCAAUAAUCUUCUCACUAAUGUGAUAUAUGAUCAUUUUUCGUUCAUAUCAUCUUCCAAUAUCAGUUUGAGUUUCUAUAGUGUGUAAAAAACACAACAGUACCCUUUAAUGACGGAUAUUAAUUUUCGACAUAGAUAAGGUUGUUUGAGAUAUCUCAAGCACUCUAUGCAACAAUAUCAGAAUCGGAUAACCUCUCUGGUCUGAUCCCAACUCUUUGGUGAUCUGGUCAAUUUGUACAAAUAAGUUACUUGCAGCAGCAAACUGUUGUUUAAUUUAUUCUUUAGUUUCAUUUAACUUUUUACUGUAGGUAUUCAAAUAAAUUAAGUGUUAAUAAAUUGUGCUAUUCAAUUAUAAAUAUGGGUGAUAUGAGAAACAAGGAUUAUUUGAAAACUGGAAUAAAUGCUAUUCUACUGGGCCCACCAGGUUGCGGAAAAGGCACUCAGGCCCCACUUUUGAAAAAUAGGUUUGCUGUGUGUCACUUAUCUACUGGUGAUAUGCUUCGAGCCGAAGUCAGCUCAGGAUCUGCUUUCGGAAAAGAAUUGAAACAAAAAAUGGAUACAGGAACUCUAAUCAGUGAUGAGAUAGUAGUCGACUUGAUUAGGAGAAACAUAGACCGUCCCGAAUGUGAGAAUGGAUUUCUAUUGGACGGCUUUCCAAGAACUGUCAGGCAGGCACAAAAGCUAGAUGAACUGCUUGAAAAAAGGAACACCCAACUAGAUUCCGUUGUGGAGUUCCAAAUCGAUGACAGCCUCUUGAUCAAGCGCAUAACUGGUAGAUUGGUUCAUCCUGCCAGUGGACGCUCCUACCAUGAAGAAUUUCGUCCUCCUAAGAAGCACAUGACGGAUGAUAUUACUGGAGAGCCGUUAAUAAAAAGAUCUGAUGAUAAUGCUGAAGCUUUGAAAAGUAGAUUGCAGUCUUAUCACAGAGACACAAAGCCACUGACUGAAUACUACGCAAAACAAGGAUUACAUGUCUCUGUGAACGCCUCUCUUCCUCCUUCAGAAGUAUUCAAAAGAAUUGAGAAAAUAUUCCUGAGCUGCACUCAGUCGUACAAAAAAGGCAGACUCGCUCUGUAAAUGUCAUCUUAUAUCCAGUCUAGUAUGGUGCAGUGAUUGAAAUGAUUCAGCAUAUAUUAUUAUGGGUGAACAAGGUUUAAUUUUUUAUUGUGGGCACUGUAUUAUGGAACCAGUCAAGAAUAUUGUACUGACAGUUUAUUUUAUCUAACAGGAAGCAUUUUUUCCACGUCAUGUAGAAAGCAUACCAUAUAGUUCUCUUCAAAUGUAAUACUUACCAAUUUUAUUUUGUAGCUCCUGAAUCGAUUCCAUCUACAUAAAUAUUCCUAUUGUCCUAGGAAUUAUUUUUUGUCAUUAUGCACUAAUAAAAUGUAGGAUUCAAACAAGUUUUGAAGGAGUGUCAACGUAAUGCCAUUCCAUAAAAUAAUUAAUAUCUGGUUGAUGAUUAUAGUGGAACAUAAUAAAGAGUAUAUAUCAUGUUGAA